AUGGCCCACGUCCAAACCCACGACCCAAACCUCGUAAUCUUCACCGACGACGAUCCGCUCAAUCCCAAAAAUUGGUCCCGUGGUCGCCGAUGGUAUAUCACCGCCCUCUCUGGCCUUCUUGUGUUGAACGCGACUUUUGCGAGUUCGGCGCCGAGUGGGUGUAUCCCGCAGAUCAUGCAGGAGUUGGGAACGAAUGAGUUGGCGGCGACGGGUGCGAUUACGACCUUUGUUGGGGGAUAUUGUGUGGGCCCGCUGUUGUGGGCGCCGAUGAGUGAGAUUUGGGGGAGGAGGCCGGUGUUUUUGGUGUCGUUCUUCCUUUAUACUGUCAUGAACAUUCCAGCCGCCUUGACGCCGAAUAUUGGUGGGUUGUUGGCUGCGAGGUUUGUUGGUGGACUUGCGGCGUCGUGUCCGUUGACGAAUUCCGGAGGUGUGUUGGCGGAUAUUUGGGAUCCCUUGACGCUGGGGUACGGCAUGGCGAUCUUUGCCCUCGCACCUAGUGCUGGACCAGUCCUCGGCCCCAUCAUUGGAAGUUUUGUGGGUGAGACUGUGGGGUUUAGAUGGGUGUUUUGGGUGCUGUUGUGUUUUGCCGGAGCAUGUGGAAUCUUGCUUGUCUUCACGCUCCCGGAAACGUACGGUCCCAUCAUCUUGAAGAAGAAGGCCCAGAAGAUGAGGAAAGAAACUGGAAACAUGGAGUUGUACGCGAAGAUUGAGAGGGAUGACCGAUCGGUCGCGAAGGUCCUUGGUGUUGCGUUGACGAGGCCGUGGAAGUUGUUGUUGUUGGAGCCCAUCGUCCUCCUCAUUUCCAUCUACAUGUCGUUCGUGUAUGGGCUGUUGUACCUCAUCUUUGAAGCAUACCCGAUUAUAUUUGUUGAGAUUCAUGGGUUUUCGGCGGGUGUUGCUUCGUUGGCAUUCAUCGGGAUUGGAGUGGGGAUGUUGAUUGGAACGGCCGCCGCGGUAUGGUUCCAGCAUCGGUACAAUGUGCAACGGCAAACGACUGGAAAGGCCGUCGCGGAGAUGAGAUUGCCUAUGGCCUGCGCCGCAGCCCCUCUAUUGGUGAUCGGGAUGUUUUGGCUAGGCUGGACAGGCUACCGCAAAUCCAUCCACUGGAUCUCCCCCAUCAUCGCCGGUGCCCCAAUCGGCGCCGCCCUCGUCAUGAUCUUCACUGGUUUCCUCAACUACCUCGUCGAUACCUACCUCGUCUUCGCAGCGUCCGCACUCGCUGGAAACACCAUCAUGAGAAGUGCGUUCGGUGCCGGUUUCCCGAUGUUUGCGGUACAGAUGUUCAAAAAGUUAGGGGUUGAGUGGGCCAGUAGUUUGUUGGGGUUUAUUGCGUUGGCGUUGAUGCCGAUUCCGUUCUUGUUUGUGAAGUUUGGGGGGGCCAUUAGGGGAAGGUCGAAGUUUGCUUUCUCGUGA
This is a messenger RNA of Saitoella complicata NRRL Y-17804, 1413 nucleotides long. RefSeq names its product MFS general substrate transporter. The record is from RefSeq and is a predicted model, not a curated record. NCBI's taxonomy places the organism in Eukaryota, Fungi, Ascomycota, Saitoellomycetes, Saitoellales, Saitoellaceae. The transcript has a single exon. Bases 1 to 1413 code for a protein of 470 amino acids. Gene Ontology annotation, biological process: transmembrane transport. Gene Ontology annotation, molecular function: transmembrane transporter activity.